This is a messenger RNA of Cutaneotrichosporon oleaginosum, 1917 nucleotides long. RefSeq lists its product as uncharacterized. Gene Ontology annotation, molecular function: protein binding. The record is from RefSeq and is a predicted model, not a curated record. Gene Ontology annotation, cellular component: SCF ubiquitin ligase complex. Lineage: Eukaryota; Fungi; Basidiomycota; Tremellomycetes; Trichosporonales; Trichosporonaceae. Gene Ontology annotation, biological process: SCF-dependent proteasomal ubiquitin-dependent protein catabolic process.
GUCAUAAUCACCUCAGCUGCUUCGACACUGGAGUUGCAGUUCUCCUCAUCACACUUGAGCGUCUCCACCAUGCCACCCCGCCGCGGUCGCCCUGUCGACGGCGCUGUUCGUGGUCCAACCUCGGCUCUAACCUCUUUCCUUGCUGGCCUCGGCGUCGAAGCUCCUAACACAAACAUCUACGCGCGGCGCGAGGAGCCUACCGAUGAAGCGCCUCCACCGCCGCCUCCCGAAGACGAGGAGGUGGCCCGUCCGGGGAAGCGCCGCCGCGCCAUCUCCGUAGACAGUGACGACCUCGACGACGCCCCUGGUGGUGACGAUGACUCUGAUGAGUUUACGCCCGCCGCUAGCGGGAGCGUGACGCCUGCCUCCGUUGGUGCCGCGCCCUCUAUCCUCAAGGCUAUCGGGGAGAUGAUGGAGUGCGGGGAGUGUGGGAGGCGGUUCCCGGUGACUCAGUACACCAAGGAACAUCCUCGCAAGCCUCGAACUUGGCUCUGCACACCUUGCUGCCGACCCCUGGGCAUCGAUCCAUACGCUAAGGCUAAGAAGCCCCGUGGAAAGGCAGCUGCAGCCCCAGCAAAGGCGAAGAAGGACGCGCGUAAUAAGAUUGUCCACUACGAGGUGACAAAAGGCGUUCCUGUGCUCUCUCAGAUUUGCAUCGAGAUCAUCGGCCGGUUCAUUGAAGAUGUUGAGGCGCUAGGCGAGAUUGGGGCGGAUAGAAUGGACCAUGUUUGCAAGGUCAUCUCCAAAAGCCGCCGGCUCACGCCCGAGACGGCGAAGCUGUUCUUCUCAGCCGACCGCACUGAGCUGACGAUGUACGACGUCACGAACCUUGAUCACAAUGCGUUUGUCACCCUUGGCCUCCUCUGUCCCAACCUCGAGAGCCUCAACCUGCAGUACUGCGGCCAGAUGAUGACGGAUACUCUCGUGCACUGGGCGAAGCAGCUGCGCAAACUGAAGCACUUGGAGUUGUUUGGCCCCUUCCUUGUGCGCAAAGAAGGCUGGAUCGAAUUCUUCAAAGCGCGAGGCAAGGAGCUAGAAUCGCUUAGCAUUACUCAGUCGCCCCGCAUUGAUCUCGAGACAAUAGAGGUGCUUGUCAAGCACUGCCCGAAUCUGCGUGUGCUCAAACUCGCUGAGAUAGGGCAGAUGGACUCCGACUUCCUUGCGCCUCUUGCCAAGUUGAACAAGCUCGAAUCAUUGGCUAUAUCCUCACCGGGCACGGCGAUCAGCGACGACGCGGUGGAAACACUCCUCACGGCGGUGGGGAAGAACCUCUCUUCUCUGGAUCUGGGCCACAACACUGAGCUGAGCGACGAGAUCCUCACCUCGAUCGCUGGCUGCCCGAAACUCACCAGCCUCGCCCUCGCGGGCGUGGACCUUAGCGACGCCGGAGUCGGUCGGUACUUCCAAACCCUCAAGUCCAAGAAGCGUCCGGGCCUGGUGCACAUUGACCUGGAGAAGGGUCACGACCUGGCACACGAAGCGUUGACCGCGCUGAUCGCGCACUCUGGCAGCACUGUGUGCUGGCUCAGCCUCAAGGGAUGGCGCAACGUGCCCGCCGACGACGUGGCUCUCCUCGCCGGAUGCCCAAACCUGUCGUACCUCGACCUUGGGUGGUGCCGCCACAUCACGGACUUUACGCUCAAAGACAUUCUCGAGGGGUGUCCGGCGCUCAAGCACGUCCGUGUGUGGGGGUGCAACAAUCUCACGGACCGCGUGCCGCGCAGGCGCGGCGUCAAGGUUGUCGGUAUUGAGACGCAUGCGAUCUGAGCUCUGUGCGGAUGGGCGUUAGCUUGUAGCGAGUGUGCAUAUAUGUAAGCAUGUACAUUUAUCUGUGAUGGUAGGAUUUCAGCAGAAGAAGCCGACGACAAUGCUGGAAAGGUUGUGUCAGUUGCACGAAUCGCUCUAUGUGGCACUGCC